GUGUCCCUCCUCAGGCUCUGCUGCCGAGCUCAGGGCCCUGCCCUUGUGUCCAGGGCUCACUGCGUCUCCCCUGACAGAUGGCAGGCCCACGCAGGGCCCUGAGAUGGGGACUGUCCGUCUCUCUCUCUGCUCUUAGGCAAAGAGGGUCACUGCUGAGUGCAUGAGGGGCGGCCGGCCCAGCAAAGGCGGCUGCUAGCCACUGGCUUUAGGCUGCAAGGAGCUGUCGUUUUUUAGGAAUGGAGGAAUUCUGAGGUUCUCUUCCCGAAGUCUAUAUCGUGAGUGUGGUCGUUUGACCCAGGCCCUGGGACCUGAGCUAGUUGGAAUCCUAGCUCCGCCAUUCAGUAGCUCUGUGACCUUGAGCAGGAGGCAUGACCUCUCUGGGCCUCAGUUUGCUCCUCUGUGCAGUGGGUUUGCAUUAAGCACUCUCUGCCUGAGGGGCUGUCGUGAGGUCAGAUGAGUGUCCAGGGCUCAGUGAGGGUGACAGUGGCCCAUGAGCAGAGAUCCUGUUACAGCCAGGUUGCCCAAGGAGUGCUCACAGUUCUGUCCACAGCGGGGACCUUGUGUUUCACACUCAGGGCUCAGCCUAGAGCAGCUCUUUCUGCCGAGCCAGUGAGCAAAUCACUGGAAGCCCGACUUGACCCCUGGAGCUUCUCACGCUGUUCGUUUUUCAUUUCAACACUGUUCACUUAACACGCAUGAGCAAGCCGGGUUUCCGGGCAUCUCCAGCUGGCCAGAAACAGGCUCUCAGGAGCACCCCUGGCCCCCGCCAGGCUGCUGCACCCUCCUCCAUGCCACAUUGGGGGUCCUCUUUCUCCCCGGGGCGAGGGGCUGCGUAACAAAGCCGCACGGGGCAGCUUUCAACAGCAGCUGGCUUUCCUACCUGAGGUCAGGGUGUGGGCAGGGCCCCGCUCCCUCCAGGGGCCCCAGAGGAGGGUCCUUCCUGCUUCUCCCAGCCCCUGGUGGCCCCAGGCGUCCCUUGGCUUGUGGCUGCAUCACUCCCAUUCCUGCCUCUGUGUUGACGUGGCCUCUCCUCUGUGGCUCUGUCUCCACCUUGUGUUUUCUCCUCCUUAUGAGGCACCAGUCAUGAGUCAGGGCCCACCUGAACUUGACCACACCUGCGAAGAUCCUGUUUCCAAAUAUAGUCAUAGUCACUGGUACCAGGAGUACCUGCAACAUUCCUUUUUGGGGACGCAGCUCAACCCACAACAGCUCUCCUUAGUGUCCUGGGUGCUCACUGGGGGGCGGUGAGCCAGGGCUCUGCCAUGCGGCCGGGAUUGCUAUGUCACUGGGAGCAGAAACCCCCGAGGUUCUGGAGGGUUCUAGCAGCACCAGUUCUGAGAAAGGGCCUGGGAUUUGAGCUGCCAUCUUGGCCAGGAGCCAAGUGUUCCAGAGGCUGCCAAGCACCUGUCCAAUGAAACCAGUGUCGGUGCCACAUCUGGCAAUUUGUUGACAGCUCUGAUUUGGGGGUUUCUUGCUCUCCAGUGGGAAAGCAGCUGGAGGUGAUCACCAAGGUUGGAGCCUGAAUGCGUGUUGCCGCAUGGUGGCCCACAGGCCUUGCUGAGACCCAGGCUCGACCCCCCAGAGAUCACACAUUGGGUCUCGUCAACGGGGGAGACUGUGAGCCUCCCUGAGGGGUUGGCUGGAAUUCGGGGGUUUUGCUUUGCCUGGCAGGGACAUGGUGACAUGGGGUAACCACUCAUGCAAGAAGUGUGUGCUGAGGGCCUGGGAGGUGCCAGGAACCAUGCUCAGAUGGGGGUGGACCAUGGGCUGGCCGGACAAGACCACUGCCUGCACUCUCCUGGCGUGGAGGGUUCAGAAUCAUUGGUGCUGGCACCUGUCGGCCGCUGGAGGUACAAGAGCGGCACUUCAGUGUCAGGAGGAGGGGCACCCAUUUUCAGGUGGUCUGUUCCCACAUACAGCAGCCCCAUCCCUGGGCCCCUCAUUCCAUCUGGGUGGUCUCCAGACCUCAGACAGGAGCUGGGUGUUUCUUCAGUUACAAAAUAAAGGAAGUUUAUCAGACACUAGAGACAAUGUCUAAUAAAGACUGAUUUCUCUUCCUAUCUGAGAGCGCCCACAUUCAGGAUAGGAGCCCUGAGAGACAGUGCAGGAGCAGCCUUGAUGCCAGCUCACCUGACAGGGUUCCAGGGUGGCGUGAGGCGGGCAGGUCCCAGCUCCGCCUCACCAGCGCUGUACCUCGGUUUCCCCACCUGUAAACUGAGAGUAAUACUCCCCACCUUGUAGAGUUGUUGUGAGGAUCGAGUUUACAUAUGAAACAUUUAUAAGGGAGGCGAGGUAGAAGGAAACGACGGACGGAGGUCUGUGAAACCAACGGGGAACAGCUUUUAAGCGUGGCGGCGAGGACAGCACCGUGCCUGCAGCAACCUGGAGGGAACGCGAGGAGCAAGGCGGGCCGGCGAGUGCCAGUGCUGCCUGUCCUGCAGGGCCAGCCUCCGAGGGCCCAUGGCAUCCGCCGGGCGCCUCUGGGAACUGCUGCUGGCCCGAGCUCUGCAGAUGAGGUCCCAGAGGUGCAGGGGCCAUCAGCCAUUACCUGGGAUAUUACCUGAGGAAGUGAGCCUGAGAAAGCCCCGCGGGGCUGCUCCGUGAGGCCUCUGAGCCCAGCCCUGUGGGGCAGGACACAGACACCUCUUCAGGGAUGGUCCCCACCUCCAGCUGGGCAUCCUCUCAGGGCAGGGCCUGCCUUGUCACCCACCGUAGGGUCAGCGCUCAUCCAGCCCCCACCUCGGGCCUCAGGAUGCUGUCUUUGAGCGGGCAGCACACCUGCCUGCAGAGGCCCCUGGGGUCCCCUCCCCGCAGCCCUCCCCCCUGGUAUCCUGGCCUGUCCUCAGGCCGCUGCUGGUCCCCUACCUGACUCAUCCUGCAUGCCUGCUGGUCUGUGUCCUGAGGCCCUGUGGUGUCACCUUUACAGAAGGCGGGUCGUCUCCCAGCGCUGCUCCCUCGAGUUCCUGGAAGAUGCAGCGGUCUGUGCCUCGGUUCAAAGAACCAAGCACAUAUCCGGGUCCCCCAGACACAAGGGCCUGAAGAAGACGCACUUCAUUAAGAACAUGCGGCAGUAUGACACCAAGAACAGCAGGAUUGUGCUGAUCUGCGCCAAGCGGUCCCUGUGUGCGGCUUUCUCCGUCCUGCCCUAUGGGGAAGGCCUGCGGGUCAGUGACCUGAGGGUGGACAGCCAGAAACAGAGGCAUCCGUCCGGCGGCGUGUCCGUUUCUUCCGAGAUGGUCUUUGAGUUGGAAGGCGUUGAGCUGGGAGCAGAUGGAAAGGUCGUAUCUUAUGCCAAGUUCCUGUACCCUACCAACGCCCUGGUCGCACACAAAACAGACGGCCACGGCCCGCCACCCCAGCCCCGGCCCAGCGUCCCCCGGGCUCUGCCGGCAUCAAGAUACAAACCUGCUGCCCCCAAGUCAGCACCAGCCGGCACGGAACUAGGGAGCGAGGCAGGGGAUGCCCUGGAGUACAACCCCAACCUUCUGGAUGACCCACAGUGGCCCUGCGGCAAACACAAGCGGGUCCUCAUCUUCGCAUCCUACAUGACCACAGUGAUCGAGUAUGUGAAGCCCUCUGACCUCAAGAAGGACAUGAAUGAGACCUUCCGGGAGAAGUUCCCGCAUGUCAGGCUGACACUGAGCAAAAUUAGGAGCUUAAAACGGGAGAUGCGGAGCCUCUCUGAGGAGUGCAGCCUGGAGCCCGUGACGGUGUCCAUGGCCUACGUGUACUUCGAGAAGCUCGUCCUGCAGGGCAAGCUCAACAAGCAGAACCGCAAGCUGUGCGCAGGUGCGUGUGUGCUGCUUGCUGCCAAGAUCAGCAGCGACCUCCGCAAGAACGAAGUGAAGCAGCUCAUUGAUAAGUUAGAAGAAAGGUUUCGAUUCAACAGACGGGAUCUAAUUGGGUUUGAGUUCACAGUGCUCGUGGCUUUGGAACUUGCUCUCUAUCUCCCUGAGAACCAGGUGUUACCUCAUUACAGACGCCUCACCCAGCAGUUCUAGCCAAGGCCAGCUGCCCAGACCACCCUGGCACUCCAAGCCCUUGCCACUUGCUCAGCGCACCCACGUUUGUGGGCCCAAGGGCUGUCCCACGCACUGUUUCCUUCAUUCCAAAGCCCCACAUCACACGGUAUUUGAGUAUUCCUGAGCUCGUACAUGGACGGUGUGGGGUUGUUACUGUCUUCGUCCACAUGCCCGAGACUGCUCUGGCACCACCACCCUCGAUUCAUGGCGCAUCCCGCCUUCACUGCGUCUGUCUCCUUGGUGUUGCCUUGCCGUCCGCAAACCCUCUAGCCACUGCACUAGUGUUGCGGUGGCAGUCUGGGUUUCCAGUGCUCUGAACACACUGAAAUUGCUGAAGUUAACGUACCGAAGCAUGAAUCGUGGCUAUUUCAGGUUUCUGGAUGUGGAAAUAGUGCUAUGGCACACAGCCCCACCCAGCCCUGCAAAGCUGGAGGGCUGGCCACACCCCUCCCUGCACCCACAAGCAGUUCUAGCGCCACAUUAUGCCAACAAGAGCACUCCUGGUUUGUUUUGCUAUUUUUACUCUUGGAUCUGUUCUUCCAAGCAUCGUGUCACUGUGAAAUCCUGAAGCCUGAGUGUCAUGCACCCCAUGUGGGCACUGUCCUUCCCCUCACCAGGAAAACCCCACUGGUCGUGACACUUGGGACUCUCAGCUCACUGCAUUGCUGCCUCUUGACCUUCCUAAGCAAUAUUGUGACCGAGAAAAGCAGCAGAUUUAUUAUUAUCAUUUGGGAUGCUGCUGUGGGUUGUUUUUUAAGGGAACAAAAACUGGUUAAGUGACAUGCGCUGAAGUCAACUUGAAACUACGCUGGAUUCUCAAGCGGGGAGAUGAGCACGUCACAGCCCCCACACCCCACAGCACCACCUCUGUAAGCGAGUCAACUUCAAUGCCUUUAUCUUCUGGGCAAGCAGCAGCAGGCUGAUGCAGCCUGUCUCACUAAGCGGACCCCAACGGGUAGUGGUUGUCACUUCUGUGGAUGUCUGUACCCAACAUGUUCAGCUUUUUCCAGGUUUGUUCUUGCACAAAUGUAGUCUUGUCCAGUUCUCCAGUUUGCUGCCCCCAAAAUACCUAAGAACCAAGGACUGGUGAGUCAGCUGGUCUGAAAAAUGGCUGUUGGCUGGGCCAUUAAGCUGCUUCCCUACCGUGCUCUAACCUUGUCACUGGAGGGGCCCUGGGACAGCCCCCACCCUGUAUUCUCUCCGUGUGGACUGGUGCUUUUGCAAAGAGAGCCAGUUCUCAUCACAGCACCCAACCACCAGCAACUCAGCCUAGACACCAACGGAGGUGGGCAGCUGCCCACCCACUUGCUGCCUGCAGGCCUGCUGCCCCUUCCUCAGCCACCCAGUCCGGCUAAGGGCGCUGCAGGGCAGGAUGGACGACGCCCAAGUCCACAUCCCAACCUUAUUUAUUGAGGAGUGUCUCCCUCCUUCCCAAGAUAGCCUCCUAAACCCGACGUGCACACAAGGCGGAAUGGAGGCUGGAAGCUGCUGGGCCUCAGGCACCUUUCUUCUGGAAAGCAGCCUGUCCUGCCACCAUAGCAUCUCAAGGACACUUCCGUUUCAAGCACUGUAUGGGACUGCCUUUCAAACAGUGUAUGUCCUGGUUUACAACUUAGCCUCGAGGGACCCAUCUCCUUGGGAAUUUUACAGAUAUUCGAACAGCUGAUAAAUACAGUAAUUUAAGUUUGCAUAUUUAUGUAGUAAGAUUUAGCUGUUUAUCAAUGUUGUCUGUGUCCUUUUUAGUAAUGUGUCAAAGAGCUGCCCGUGUGUGGGACUCAACACUCACCACAGCAAAGCCAGCACUUAAGCCAAACUUCGGCCUGAACCGUCCGUCAUCCUCUGAAACGAGCCCAGACAUCUGAGGGGUGUCCAAGGGUCUGGUGCCACUCCCUCAGAACGCCCCCAGCCCCAGCAGCAUUUGUGGGUUUUAAACGUGCAUUAAGCAACUACCUGACCUCAGAGCCGAGAUCUGUUUGUAUUUGUGCUUUGAAGUAAAGUUUGUUUUUGCAGCAUA
Messenger RNA from Hipposideros armiger (great roundleaf bat), 6036 nucleotides. It is a transcript of the gene CABLES2, whose product is annotated as Cdk5 and Abl enzyme substrate 2. Bases 2880 to 4001 code for a protein of 373 amino acids. Gene Ontology annotation, biological process: regulation of cell cycle. Lineage: Eukaryota; Metazoa; Chordata; Mammalia; Chiroptera; Hipposideridae. The transcript has 9 exons. The record is from RefSeq and is a predicted model, not a curated record.